AUGGCCUUACCUCUGCCGCCACUUUGUGGCGACCAUGAGAGCUUUGAGGCUUGCUCCCACUCUUGCUGCGGGUGGUGCAAUAGCACGAACCAGUGCAUCACUUCGCUGGCCUUUCUACGAAGAUGCAGCGACUAUGUGCAGACGGAAUCCAUGAAGGACGCCUGCUUCAAGUGGCAGACGGAUUUCUGGGCGUCCAUGAAAUGGAUCCUUCAUGGACUGCUCUGGCUUGGGCUCGGCCUGCUUGGCUUGAGCUUCUUGUUCUGGUUCUUCACUGGCUUUGCUUGGGCCUGUGUGUGGGGCCGAAACCAAAUACUGGAAGCACGCCGUGCGGCAGCGAGACGACGAAGGGAGGCUGCUUCGCGGGUAGUGCUGGGGUGCGUCCGCAGCUGCUCGGCUGCAGCCUCAGCGUUGAGGGUUCGUCGUGUUUGGAAGGACGUUUAA
Molecule: messenger RNA, 441 nt
Organism: Symbiodinium necroappetens
Lineage: Eukaryota; Dinophyceae; Suessiales; Symbiodiniaceae
Source: the annotation of a GenBank genome assembly